Molecule: messenger RNA, 1125 nt
Organism: Besnoitia besnoiti
Lineage: Eukaryota; Apicomplexa; Conoidasida; Eucoccidiorida; Sarcocystidae
Product: SAG-related sequence
Exons: 1
Coding region: 1-1125 (374 amino acids)
Cellular component (GO): membrane
Source: RefSeq, a predicted model, not a curated record
AUGGCGUCUGCUCGAGUUUUGGCUUGCCGACCCUCUCAGGCAGGCGCCACGGGAGUGAAGGGAGGUGUGCAACGGAGAGGUUUGCUGCCUUUGCGACUGCGUGUAUCCGUUCUAGCGCUUUUUGCCGCUACAGCUCUUUGUUCUGGCUCUUCAUCACCUCGCACCAUACAUGCACUGGCUGUGAAUUCUUUGUCCGCCGAAUGCGGAGCGAGCGGCCACGAGACCACUUGCAUCUGCGCCGAAGCGAGUCUAAAGACAAGCGAACAGAAAUCGAGUGCUGUUAUCUCGAAGGAGACAAAUGUGCUCGAGGUAGAUUGCAAGGGCGAACUAAAGUUCGCACCCACGGGGGCGGGAAACAGUCUUGUCUGUCCUGCAGGGUCAGACGGCUUAAACAACUGCCAGCUCGACAUUAACAAGCUUCUUACAAAGCAACAGAACGCUGUACAGUGGCAAAACUGUGACCAGGAGUCAAAGGUGCCGGAACAGUGCAAGAGCUUGACUAUCCCGGAAGAAAGCCUUCCGUUUGCCGACGAAGGUUUUUCUGUGGGUUGUGUCGACAAGACGCAAGGUGACAAAAAGCUAUGCCAAGUCGCUGUGACAAUCAAAGCCAGAGCUAGCGAGACAAACGGUCAGACUGUCACGUGUGCCUACGGCGCCAGCAGCAAUGAAUCUCGUCAAGCCGUCACGCUCAACCCAUCCAAGAACAGCUUCACUCUAGUCUGUGGAGACAAGGGAACCGUGCUGCCCACGAACUACGAGACCAAGUUUUGCUCUUCGGAUCCAGAGAAGGCGAAGGAGACUUGCGACGGAGACUACCAGUCGAUUCUGCCGGGAUUCGAGGAAGGCUGGUGGAAAAACGACGAUCCCACCGCCAACUCGUUCACUCUGUCGAUUCCGGUGGAGAAGUUCCCGAAGGAGCAGGCGAAGAUGGUCGUCGCAUGCCAGCAGGAAAAAGAGAGCUCGGGCAGCAAGACAGUUCAAUGGGAGGCGGCAACAUCCAGUGUGUGUAGAGUCGACGUUACUAUUGAGGCGGGUUCUCCUGCCUCCUUGUCCCUGGGCUCGCGGCACUUUUCCUCUUGGCUUCUGGCAUUCGCCGUCACCUUCGUAAUGGCUCGCGGCAUUUGA